AGGAUGCAGCUUUGGUGCACAGCGUGCCUUCUGCUCACACUGCUGGACAUCCUGUGGGGUCAGACUCUGAGUACCCAGCCUGUGCCAUCUCCAUCCCAGAUGCAGAGCUUCCAAGCAGAACAGUUCCAGGGAGAGUGGCUUGUCCUUGGACUGGCGAGCAACACCUUCCAGAAGGAGCACCGGGCCCUCCUGAGACCCUUCACGACCACUUUUGAGCUGACUCCUGAUGGCCACUUCAAAGUGUCAAACGCCAUGACCCGGGGCCGACACUGCAACGCUUGGUCUUAUGUGCUGGUCCCAGCAGCCCAGGCUGGACACUUCACGGUAGACCACAAUGCAGGGCCAGGGGCCAGCAGAGAGGAGAUCCAGGUGGUAGACAGUGACUACACCCGUUUUGCCUUGCUGCUGUCCCACAGACAGACAAGCAGCUUGACCGUGGUCAGAAUCAGCCUGCUGGGCAGAAACUGGACACUGCCCACCGGGAUGAUGGACAAAUUCCUUUGCCUAGGCAGGACUCAGGGCCUCUCGGAGAGAAAUGUCGCCUUCCCAGACUUGGCUGGUAACAGGGCACAGGAUGGGAUAGAGCGUGUGGGGCCUAGGUGGUAGAGGGGGGCCCUGCCCUGGGCCUCAAAAGCCCUGGGUCCCCUGAGGGUUGCUGUGAGGUCUGACUGGCUCCCAGUGCCUGUUCUUAGAGCCAGCCUGGGCCAGGCAGGCUAGGAGGCUCAUGGCUCCUUGGUCUCUGCCAUCCUUAACUUUGGGCUACCUCCUCCUUACCUCCCCUGGAGUCCCUAUCUGCACCACUUCCUCCCCAGUCCCCUGAGGUCCCUGUCUGGGCCACUUCCUCCGCAGUCCCCUGGGGUCUCUGUCCUGGGCCAUCUCACCUUCCUUGGAGUCUCUGUCUGGGCCACUUCCUCUCCACCUCCCCUGUCCUGGCCACCUCCUCCUUGCACCCUGCCCUGCUCACCAAAAACUUGGGCUCACCUCAGGAGAAACUCUAUGCCCUCAGCAGCAGCCCCAGCCCCACCACCAGAGCCUCCAAGGCCUGGCCCUUCCCAAGAGGGAUGAGGACACCCCUAGGCCUUCCUCCUGGAACAUUUCCCACUGUGCCCUCAGGUCUGGGCUCUGGUCCUUUACAUGAACACAGCCCCUGUACGCAUUUGCAUGUGUGCACACAAACAUGUACUGGCAAACACACGCUUGCACACUCAACACACAUGAGCACAUGCAUGUCUGUACACACCAGCACACAUGCCUGUA
Messenger RNA from Otolemur garnettii (small-eared galago), 1257 nucleotides. RefSeq names its product lipocalin 12 (gene LCN12). Gene Ontology annotation, molecular function: small molecule binding. The coding region runs from base 4 to 606 and encodes 200 amino acids. NCBI's taxonomy places the organism in Eukaryota, Metazoa, Chordata, Mammalia, Primates, Galagidae. The transcript has 5 exons. The record is from RefSeq and is a predicted model, not a curated record.